UCUCUCUCUCUCUCUGAACACAGAAAAUUCCAUUCUGGUUCCGUACAAUUUCCUCUGAUAUUUAUUCAAGUCUUUCUUUUGCCCUUUUUAUCUUUAUCUUUUUUCUAUCUGGGGGUCCAUAUUUUGAAUUGGGUUUUCUGAUUUUCGUUGUUCUUGUUAUUGGGUUUUCGAAGUGUCUGAGAGAGGUUUCUUUUUGAAGGACGAAGGAAAGCUUUAAUAUUACAGUCAUGGUGAAGUCUGUGGAUAAGAAGGGUAAUAAUAAUGAUGGGUCUGAGUCUUUGGGAUCGGUAGCGCCAUUUCUGAGGAAAUGCUAUGAGAUGGUGGAUGAUGAAGCUACCAACUCUAUAAUCUCUUGGAAUGAAACCAAUGAUUGUUUUGUCAUUUGGGAUAUGACCCAAUUCUCUGUUCAAUUGCUUCCGAAGUAUUUCAAGCACAGCAACUUCUCUAGCUUCAUGAGGCAACUCAAUAUAUAUGGCUUUAGAAAAGUUGAUACAGACCGGUGGGUAUUUGCAAAUGAUGGAUUUAUCCGAGGCAAGAAGUACUUGUUAAAGAAUAUUGUGAGAAGAAAACAUCCUCAGAGCUUAGAUCAGCGAAAGACAUCACAGCCAAAAGAAACCCCUGAUGAACAGUGCGAAAAAAUUGAAGAUGGUCUAUGGAAGGAGGUUGAGAACCUGAAGAUUGAUAAAAAUGCACUCAUGCAGGAGCUUGUCAAACUUAGGCAACACCAGGAAACUGCAGAUAAUAAGUUGCUUCUCUUGCGAGAUCGCAUUCAAGGAAUGGAAAAAAAUCAGCAGCAGCUGCUAUCGUUUUUAGUGAUGGCCAUGCAAAGCCCUGGCUUUUUAGUUCAGCUGCUUCACCCGAAAGAAAAUAACUGGCGCUUGGCUGAAGCAGAUAAUAUGCUGGAACAGGAUGAUAAAUCUGUGUCUUCUGAUGCUAUGAUAGUAAGAUACCAGCCACCUGUGGAUGAAACUUCACAGCCUGUAUGCACACCAACAUCAGGGGCAGAUACAACACCAGAAUCGGAUCCCUUUCCAGAUGGGAUUCAAGACUUUUUCAUGAAUUCUGAUUUCAUGAAAAUUCUUAUGGAUGAGAAAUUAUGUUCAUUAGAAAGCCACGCCCCAUUUAUUUUACCCGAUUUGAGUGAUGAUUGUUCAUGGGAGCAGCUUCUUUUAGCUAGUCCAUCCUUGGAAAAUUCUGAAUUCACGAAGCAUGAAGGCAAAGAGCAUGUUGACUCCGAAAUGGAGGUGGAGUUAACAGGCCCUGGAAUUGCAUUGGAAAACUUCCAAAGUUUUGAUUCUUUAAUUAAAGAAAUGGAAAAAUCUCAAAACUUGGAACUUCAAACCGAAAAAAUUGAUCUUUUGUCUUCUAACAACAAAUGUGGUACGCCAACAGAAGCAUAGUCACCUCCAAUUCUAAGGAUCAUGGAGGAUCUUCCAACACCUUCUGUAUUUUCGUACUACGUAAACAUAUCAGCUUUCAAACCAUUUUUCUUCCGCAAGUCGAUGUCACCUAUUCAAAUGGGAGUUGGUUAGCUUGAUUUAUCCCUUACACAUUCAUGGAAGAAUUAUCAUCAUACUUUAUACCUCUACACCUAGAGGCUAUUAGAAGUUGUUUGCAUGCUGCUAGUCCAUUUUCUCUCCUUGAUUCUUACCCUGAUUAUUGACAGAUUUUUGGCAUGUUGAUAUAUAUGCAGCCACUGGGAAGAAUGGCUAUUUCACACUGUCAUUAUAGCUACUUAAAAAGGUAUAGUGCUGAAACACUUUUGUUCAAGUCGUGUGGCUAUUUCUUAGUCAUUAUAGCUACUUAAAAAGGCACAGUGCUGAAACACUUUUGUUCAAGUCGUGCCCUUCUCCUUCCACAACUUGAGAUAAGCUUUUCCUAUGUUAUAUUUCUUCCGGUAAUUUUCAUGGAAGAGUAACGCUGUAAUAAGCUCACUUGAUAUGAAAAUUUUCUACGUCCUCUCUC
This is a messenger RNA of Ziziphus jujuba (common jujube), 1965 nucleotides long. RefSeq names its product heat stress transcription factor A-8. Gene Ontology annotation, biological process: regulation of transcription by RNA polymerase II. Bases 228 to 1400 code for a protein of 390 amino acids. The record is from RefSeq and is a predicted model, not a curated record. Lineage: Eukaryota; Viridiplantae; Streptophyta; Magnoliopsida; Rosales; Rhamnaceae. Gene Ontology annotation, cellular component: nucleus. Gene Ontology annotation, molecular function: DNA-binding transcription factor activity; RNA polymerase II cis-regulatory region sequence-specific DNA binding. The transcript has 2 exons.